UCCCCAAUCCAUUACCCAAACUCACUAUGAACAAUUACUAGGCCUCUUCUCAACGAUUACAUCUCCACGCUCACACCUACUUAUUCACUGUCGAGAACCAGGCAGUAGAGCUAUAAGACAACAACAUGGCCUCCCCACCCCCCGUCCCACAUCUCAACAUCCCCCGAAAACGCUCCAGCAUAUCCUCAAUCUCCUCGGCCAAUCCAAACAAAAAGCGCAAACCCUCGAACCUGCGAAACGCCUUCUCCCCCGAUGCUGAAAGCGUCGGUUCGCCGCGGUUCUCUCGCUCCCCAUCUCUGGACAGCGUGGCUACCACAUCGGUCGUAAAUGGAGCUGGAGGUAAGAAACGAAGGAAGAAGGGUGAUGCUGAUGGCGCAAGCGUCGCGGGCUCGAGUGUCAGAGGGGGAAAGGGUGCGGAUGGACGGAGUGCUGUGGGAGGGGACGGAGACGGUGGGCAGGACUACGAGGAAGAGGAAGACGACGAUGACAUGGGCGAGGAGAUGGACAUGGCUAUGGAAGAAGGCGGCAUGACAGUCGAAGCGCGCCGCAAACAAGAGAAGGACCAUGAGCGAAUGCUCAUGGAGUACAUGACCCCCGCCCAGCAGGAACGCUACGCAACCUACCGCCGUAUCCGCCUCAAGCGCGAAACAGUCCGAAAACUUGUCAACCAGACACUCUCCCAAUCCGUGCCCCAACCCGUCAUCAUCGCCGUAACAUCCUACGCCAAAUCCUUCCUCGGCGAACUCAUCGACCGCGCGCUGACGGUGCGAGACGAAUGGCAAGCCGUCGUAACGCAUCAUCCAAACGAGAAGCUACCACCCCCAAUCCUCAUGCAGAGUCUACAAAGGCCCUCGGCGCAUAUCAAGGACGACCGCAACAAGCCCACAAACACGGAUAUCCAGUCUGCAGGCUGGUUUCUGAACCAGGUGGAUCGCAGUGAGAGUCUGUGGAGGGAGAUUGAUAAAGAUGCCGAUUUGCAGGAGAGACUCAAGCAGUCUGACAAAGGCCCAUUGACGCCGGCGCAUCUACGCGAAGCGAUACGGCGGUACAAGAGGGAUCGAGAGGGAGGUGGAGCGGGGUUUGCGGGCAUGAGUCUUGAAGGCGUGGAGAGGACCAUGGGGAGAACUGGGGGACGCAGACUCUUCCGCUAGGAUGCGUCCCGUUCCUCCGUUUUAUUUGUCCUCAACUCGAGCGUCCUUUAUCAGGACCAUGUUUCUAGCGUUCAAGCAUAAUUUCGGAUUCUUUACAUAGCGAUGGCGUUCUUUUGGAAUUGAAUCAUCUUGGGCAUGAGGCGUUCCAAUGUCUUGUAGGAGCGUCUCUUUCUACAAUAGGAUCGGAGAGUUUCUUCAGACCAGCGCGGGUUUUGAUGUACCCGUGAUAGUAAUACAAGUUCGUUGCUCC
Molecule: messenger RNA, 1401 nt
Organism: Cucurbitaria berberidis CBS 394.84
Lineage: Eukaryota; Fungi; Ascomycota; Dothideomycetes; Pleosporales; Cucurbitariaceae
Exons: 2
Coding region: 126-1151 (341 amino acids)
Biological process (GO): RNA polymerase II preinitiation complex assembly; transcription initiation at RNA polymerase II promoter
Cellular component (GO): transcription factor TFIID complex; nucleus
Molecular function (GO): protein heterodimerization activity; transcription coactivator activity
Source: RefSeq, a predicted model, not a curated record